CGCCGAGCCGGGGCUGGAGGCGGGGCCGUAGCAACGGCUGCGAGCCCGGCCCGGAUGGGGAAGUGAGGUCAGAGCGGGGGGGGGCGGGAGGAGCGGAGCGGGGCCGCCGCAGGGUAAGCCGUGAAAAGCUCCAGACAACGGACCUCCUGCUGCCCCGAUGCUAUCAGCUGGGGUGGAAUGUCUCCUUGAUUCUGCCACCAGCGGUGUUACAGAGGAGUUCUACGCGGGACUGCCAGCCAGCAUCCCCGCGGAGCUGAUGGCAGUAUCAGAGCCUACCGUUGGAUUGGAUGCAAAGGCUGAUGUAUCCACACCUGUGCCCGCACGCAGCAGCAGCCUGUCAUCUGAGCAUCACGGGACUUCGGGGGUAGAAGACUUUUGCCAGAAGACAGAGGAGCCGGAUGAUAUGGUCAGAGCAAUUUCUCAUGGGCCAGCAGAAUCCCGUCCUGAAGAGUUACCGAGGGACAGAGACCUUGAAGAGGAUGAAAAAAGCAAAAGACAAAACUUUAGGGAACUAGACUGUUCUGGUGGUGGAUACCAGCACGAAGAUAAAGGGGCACAAGAUGCUGAGAAGAAUUGUGCUGAAUGCUGUGCUUUAACACCUGGAGAUUGGUCGAAACAAGAGGAUCCUCACCUAAACCAGUAUAAGGUGAAGUCUUCAAGAAGCUGUUGCACUGAAGUAGCAGGAUCUCUGAAGAACAAAGAAGAAAACCAAGCCAGUGUUCAGGUGACAGCUGAAAUUCUUCCAAAGCCCACUGAAGACCUACAAGGCCCGAAGAUGAAAGAACUAGGCAUAUAUGAGAAGAAAGAAGUGUCAUCACUCACAGCUAACCCUUCUGAGUAUAGCACUUCAAUCUGUGAUUGUCCAUUACUCAGCAAUGUGAAUAUUCGAAGGAGACAUGCUACCAAAACAGAAAAGACUCUGUGUCCAAUGGAAAAUCAGUUUCUUGCACAUCAAAGUGAGUUUAAUGGCCCAGUUCCAGGCAGCAAGCAUCUAGAAAGUUUAAACAAACCACCAAACACAGGUUUACAAUCUGUGGCUACUUCUGUGGAAGAAACUAAAACAUCAGUUGUCUCUAGUCAAAGUGAAAAGAAACUGUUAAAAAAAGGUGAUGACCUACCUCCGUUGGUUCAUAAAUAUGUAAGGAAAGAUGGUUUUCAAGGAACUGUAAAAGAGAAGGGAGUGGAUUUUGACUCUUUAAAUGGUAUAAGAAAUGCCGACUCUUCAGGAUGCGUGGGCUUCAUCAGUGAUCUAAUUCAGGUGGAGACAACAGAACUAAAAGAACAAGAAAACAGAUGUGGAAGAGAAGGUAAAGAAACUCUUGAAAGCCUUUCUGACAGCAAAUCACGAUGUGUUCUAGCUGGAAAAGACAUGGAUGUGACCUUACCAGAAGGUGGUGACUGUGAACGGAAGUUUAAGAAUGCAUGUGUAGAAGAGAAGAUUGAAAGAGAAAUAGCUCCUAGAAAACAGUUGCCCAUACAUCCUUUCCUUGAUGGAGGAGAUUUCCGAUGGGCUUUGUUAGAAGGUACAAAAGAAUCUGGUAGCAAAAUGGUCCCUGUCAGUAUUGAGAAUUGUGAAAAUGUUUUUGAAGAAAUCACAAGAUCUAACCUAAAUUUUUCAAAAGAAGGAAAAAAUACUACAAAGCUUGCACACUUAGCAGGUAUCAGUCAGUGUUCAGAAACUGUGCAAGACUGUCAAACUGAAAAUGCACCUGACACAGAAAUUUCACCAGAAUUCCCAUAUAAUACAACAUCCCCAUUUUAUCCGUCUAAGAAUAUACUAUCAAACAGUUGCAAACAAGCAUCACCAAAUUGUGUUUGCCAUGAAGUAUGUGUGCCUUACAAAUUAAAUGUGCAGAGCAAAGAUAAUUUAAAGAAAAUUACAGGAUUUCAAGACACUAUACCAGUUUAUUCAGUUUGCAAGGAAAAUAAGGCUUUAGGUUUGGAGAGACUUGAUCAAGUAGAGAAAUGUCAGGCACUUAAACGAAAGAAAAAGUACGAGGAGAUGGAGGUACAUUUGUCAGAGAAGGCACAACAAGAAAAGAAGUCGGAAUACCAAGUGAAAGCAAAAGUCACACUGCAACCAAGCAUAUUGGACAGUUCAGAACUUUUAAGCAGUUCUUCAACUGAGUUGGUGAUGGCAAGAAAUACAAAGUUUCAAGGUCCUUCAGAGGAGAUUUUUGCUUUCAAAAGCAGUGAAAAUAAACUACAUAGCACUUUACAAGAACUCAAAAGGCCAAAGAUUACCCCUGAUACAAUUAGUUCACAGUUUUUGAAGACUCAGGAUUCAGAAAUGGAAAACCUGAACCUUAAUUUAAACUAUAAUGGAAUUCCCGGUGCCUUUGGAACUACAAAGAAAUUAAGAGGACCUUUUCCAUUAAAAAGACAGCCUGGAAGGACGUGCAAAAAAGUUCCCACUUCGUAUCAAGUAGAAACAGUAAGAAAAAUGAAAAAAAAUAAAAGUUCAACUUUUUUGGAGACUCCCUCAGAAAUGCCCCCUAGCCAGGAAAAUACACUCCUCAAAUCUUUAUACUUUACAUGCAAACCACCAACAGUGGAAAAGGAAAUAGCCAUGAGAUUUGUACGUAUGUCAAGGCUCUCUGCCAAGAGGUGCAGUUUGUUGAACAGCUUGAAGUGUAGAAAAUGUACCAAAGAACCAGCAUUGUUGAGCAAGCUGUCUGCAAUGGCUAGCAAACUACUGGCACCUGCCAAAAGCAUCCAUAACAUAGAACCACUGCCAUGUUCUUCUGAAAUCCUUCCAGUGGCUGAGCGGUACAGCCAACGUAGAUCUAAAAAUCUAUUGGAAGCUUUGUCUUGCAUUAACAGGAACUUACACUCACGCUGGGCUGACAGUUGGUGUACCAAGAUGUUCAGCUUUCAGUCUUUGGCACUUUAUCCUGUAGGAUCUACCAAAAUAUCUUUUUUAGACUUGAGCAACAAUUCUCCAUCCUCUUUCUUGGAUACCCCACUUUUCCCAAUUUCUUUUCACAUAAAAUUGGACUCCAAUCCUGUGACAGACCUAACAGGGAGUACAUCUCGGCACUCUGGACAUCACAGACCAGUUUUGGGAGAAAUGCCGGCACCACCUUCAAAGUGGACAUUCUCUUUUCUCCUGUCUCAGAGCUGUUUGGAUGCAGCAACUUUCAAGGAAGAUUCCAGCCUAGAUAAUGAUCUGCCUUCCCCUCUCUCUGUAACAACCCCAGGGGCUGUUGCCCUUCAUCCCGACCACAGAAGAAAUGCCGUAGCUGAAAGAAUGGGAAGUUGCUCCAUGCUUGGCCUUCACACAGUGUUAGCACUUUCUUCCCCGGGAUGUUACAGGAUUUGGACGAGAAGAAGAAACUUAACCAGUCGUAUUCCUACUGUCCAGAGACUAUUUAUGUCCCAAUUCACACAGGGUUUGAAAGGGGCAAGGUAUCGAACUAAUGUGUCGGAUGAUCUCGUCUCUUCCUUGCCGUACUCAUUGGGCAGGGCCCUAUCCUUAUGGAGUCAGCAUGGUCCUUCUGCCUGUCCCUCCGAAAUCACUCCUCUUCAUUCCAAUCACUGCAAGUGGCAGCCAAGUGUGGGCAUCGAGAACAGCUAUGCCAUGUUACCGCACUUACCUGUACAGAGUAUGGAAGCACUACAGACACUGGGUCGUGAGAUAUCUCUGGAACCUUCAUUCCUUCUUCCAUUACCAAAGUCUCGCUUGCUUCCAGAAGCAUUGCCAUCUCCCCCCAGGCUUCCAGCAUCUGAACUCCAGGUCCCUGACCUUGAUGAAGCUAAUACUUCCAUUCCGGCCUGUUUUAGAUCUCAAGAUAACACAGAACUGAAAAAAACUGAGCCAGAAAAGAGGCCAAAGAAAGUCUCACAGAUCCGAAUCAGGAAAACUGUUCCUAAGCCAGAUCCUAACCUUACUCCAAUGGGACUACCCAAACCAAAAAGGCUUAAGAAAAAAGAAUUUAGUUUAGAAGAAAUUUACACAAACAAGAACUACAAGUCCCCUCCUCCAGCCAGGAGCUUGGAAACAAUCUUUGAAGAGCCCAAGGAGAAAAAUGGACACUUGAUCUCUGUCAGCCAGCAGAAGAGAAAGCGGAUUCUAGAGUUUCAGGACUUCACUCUUCCUCGGAAGAGGAAAGCACGAGGCAAAAUCAAAGCAGUGGGUAGUUUCACUCGAGCAAAAAGAGCUGCACUACAAAGUGCAGAGUUAGAUGCCCUUCUGAGUCAGAAGCUAAUGGACCUUGAAGCCUUUUUUGCAAAGGAGGCUGAGCAGGAGCAGGCCUCUGUCAUCCUAGGGAGCCACUCAGCUGAAUAUGGCCCAAAUCAGCUACUUUAGUAUUUUAGUCCUUCUGGGAGAAAUUUACUGACUUCUUCAUACCUUACUCUACCACUCUCUUCUAAUACCUGAUGAUAAGUUAUUGGCUGUGUCCCUCUUUAAGGUGCUAUUUUUUAUUUUUUUAAUGCUACUGGAGGGAUCCUCUUAGGGUCCCAGUGUGAGUGCAACACAGCCAUGUUAAGACUUCCCUUCCUUCCCCACCCUCUGGAAGUUACGGCUAAUGUUUAAUGAUGUUUAACAACAUUUUGAGGGUAGAGUAGGAGUAUAAAAGAGGACGUAGUGUACCUUCAGUGAUGCUAGAACUCUGUACUCCAAAACAUUUGCACAUUUGAAUCUGCUGUUACUACUGUAAUGGCUAUUUUGAACAACCUGACAGAAGAGAUAUGGUGUUUGGUAAAGAUAAGUUUUAACAAACACAUUGCUGAUAUACCACUAACUUUUUAAUAAUUAAAAGUAGCAGUCUGGGCUUGCUUUCAAUUAUUUCUUCCUUCUGUUUACUUAGAAGGUUCCUUCUGACUUUCUGGCCCUUUCUGGCUUCAGGCAGCAGAAGCCCCACGUAACUAGAAUUUAAAUAACUUGCACUUUGUAUAUAUUUGUGUAUUUGCAGUAUGAGGACACCUUUUAACAUGAUCUGAGAUUUUUAAAAAUAAUAAUAUUUUCAGAAAAGAAGGUGCCCAGUGCUAACUUUUCCCCAAUAGCAGAGUAAGUUUUUACCUAAUUGGCUGAUGCUUUAUACCUCUUCUCCAGAGGCAAAGCCCAUGAGGAUGUUAAGUCACAGCAUAUGCAAGUAGAGCUUUUAAUUUAACUGAGCUGAGCUGCUGCAUACUGGAAACACCAGCAAAAUCUUUGAUUCUCAUUUUUAAAUGAUUUUAAUUUCAGUAAAAAUAUCAGCUUCAUUUUAACACCAACAGGAAAAAAAAAGAUUUUUCUAAAACACUUUAGUUUUACAAUCCAUAUAGCUCAAAAUUAGAUGUCCUUUGUACAGCACCAUUGUACAUAAUAGCUGGUGCUGUACAAAGAUGUCAAAGAUGUCAAAAGUAUUUUUUUUUCAUUAUGUGAGGCCAUUUGUAAUUAUCUGAUGCAGCACUGGGCAAUUUCUCAGCUAUAGCUUUUCAAGGAAGAGAGCUCCCUUCUGGGGUAACUUCUGUUAAACCUACUUGAAGCAUGAUUCAAAAUGAAUGCUAGCUGCAGUACAGGUAAUUUCUGUCCUUUAGUGCCUAUAGAAGUUAUUCAUGCAAAGCCGUCAUUGCUGGGAUGCUCAAAUCUAAUUAGUCUAUUCUUUUAUUUGUCACUUAAAACUUGCACUUUCUUAUUUACCUACCCAUAUACUGAAGUUCCUAUUCACCUUCAGAAUGAGCAAAUAUCUAGUGGGUAGGUAUUUUAAUCAAGUCCCAGUCAAUGCAGGACUGAAAAUACCAUCAUUAUCUUCUGCUGCUCUGCCAUUUCUGUUACUGGCCUAACAGGAAACUCAAAAUUAACAAGCAAUCUGUUGAAUUCCAGAGCUUUGGAAGUAGAGAGAUGAAAGAGGAAUAUUACAUUCUCUGUGCCUGAGUCUUGAGAGAAAUGUAUUCUGGGUUUGUUUUGCUCUCAGCUUGCAUGCUGGGAUUCCUAGAAGUUUACAUUCUUGUUUAGGAGGCAAAUUAUCUUUAAUCAGGAAGACUGAAGAAAAGAGAAGAGUGCAGACUUAGAGUAGUGUUGUUUGGGUUUUGGGGAUAGAAUAACAAAGUAGGCAAACUUUGAACAUAUUAACAUACUAUUUCAGCAGCAAGGUCUGGUUAACCUAUUUGAGCUGCUGCAGAACGUUUUAAUUGAUCUUCUUUAUUUUUAUAAAAAGAAUUCCCUAAAAAAAAUAAAGGUCAACCACCUUUUCAAAAAAUAUUCAUAACUUUCCAUAUGUUGAUUUAUUGCCCAAAAAUUGACUGGCUGGAAGCUGUAGCAAGAGUGAUGUGUGCGUGUAUGUAUGUAUGUAUAUGUGUGUGUGUAUAUAUAUGUAUAUGUACAUAUAUAUAACUUUUUUAUGGUUUUAAUGCUGUAGAAUGGGAUUGUGGCACAGUGUUAAUUUACCUUCUAUUAAUAUGGCAGUCUUCUAGUGCUGUGACACAACUGAGCUGUAACCUCACUGGGGCUUUUAAGAAAACAAGGAUAUGGGUGAGGAGAGAGGUAACUUGGGUCCAAGAACAGUUCAUACCUCUAGCGUGCUUCAAAACAUGGAAUUUGUUGUUGUUUCCUUUGUGUGUGGGUUGUUUUGUUGUAUUUUUUGUCUGCUUCCUUACUCUGCCUUAUUUCUGAUUGAUUCUGAAAUAACACAAUAGCUCUUUAACAGUUACAGGAGAGAGAGCAGAGGAAAGAAAAUGCCAGAGUCCCUUUUAUGUACAAAAACUGAAGGAGUUUAGAAAAUAAUUUAGCAGUUUCCUAGUUUGUCCCACGCCUUAGAGCUUGUGGAAACCCAGAUAUACAGCAUUAUUCUGUUUUGGUUUAGUAUUUGUAUGAUAGAGAUGCAAACUAACUGAAACAAAGCAUCUUUUUCUUCCUCCCCACACACCCUUCAGGAACAGAUGUCAGUCAUUCUUGUGCACUUUUCCUUUUUUCCCUCUCCCACUUCUGUCCCUAUUUACAACACUCACGGAACAGCCUUGUUCCUUGUGGCUGCUGCUUGUAACUGGGAGUGAGGAUGGUGCAAAGGUAGGUAUUUGCCACUCUGAGCUGCUUCUGUCUCAGGUAAUUGAAGGAAAAAAAAAUAUUGAGGAGGCAUAUUUUGGGGUCUUAAAUACUUCUUCAGCUGCAAGAUGUGUACACUUGCCUUUUCGUAGAGAGAACCCACUCCAGUGAGGAUUUUUUUUUGUAUCAUCAUGGAAAGACAUUGUAUAUAUUGCUCACCAAUUGCUGACUAGAGCAGUCUGAGAAUUGCAGAUUGCCAGGUACCAUCAUGUAGCAGUAUGUUUUUCAGAGCCAGGCAGCUUUUUGCUAAAUUUACUGAUUAUGGGAGGUAGAAGGAUCACUUUCCUGAAAACAAAAUCUUUCUUUCAUCAUGCUACAAUUGGAGCAGCUAAGGCUACUUUAUGUGUUGCAAGGUUUGCCUGACUGUCAUUGUGGCUGCAUACGUUUGAGUUCUGAUGCUUGCUGAUUUUCUGCAAGCAGUUUUCAUUUAUUGUAUUUCAUUUGAGGUGGGCCUUUGGUAUAUUAUGUUUCAGGUGCUCUUCUAGAAUAUGGAUGCUAACUGUGGAUUAAACGUCUAUAUAAUGCUAUUAUGUCAACAUAUAGCGCAAUGAGAAUUUGUAUGCCUGUGCCAUUAGCCUCCAUCAUGCUCUUGGCAUUUUAUUUCUGUUCAAUAUUGUGUGAAUCUAAAAUUUUAUUGUUUCUUUUGUGUGUGUUUUUAAUUUAUGGAAAUAAAUUUUUCUGAGAAACUUUCA
Anas platyrhynchos (mallard) is the source of this 7719-nucleotide messenger RNA. RefSeq names its product proline rich 14 like (gene PRR14L). NCBI's taxonomy places the organism in Eukaryota, Metazoa, Chordata, Aves, Anseriformes, Anatidae. The record is from RefSeq and is a predicted model, not a curated record.